Molecule: messenger RNA, 2348 nt
Organism: Trichomycterus rosablanca
Lineage: Eukaryota; Metazoa; Chordata; Actinopteri; Siluriformes; Trichomycteridae
Gene: fbxo40.2
Product: F-box protein 40, tandem duplicate 2
Exons: 4
Coding region: 62-2149 (695 amino acids)
Cellular component (GO): cytoplasm
Molecular function (GO): ubiquitin protein ligase activity; protein binding; zinc ion binding
Source: RefSeq, a predicted model, not a curated record
CUUUGAGUUGCUUGACUUAUCUUCAAGGAACGGCUGGAAAUCAUUUGUCACCAAACAACUCAUGAGCAGAUAUAGAAGAUCUGCAGCAUCGAAGCUGCACCGGCACUGUGAGACCUGCCACUGGAAGUUCUGCAAAGCUCCUGUAGAAAUCUCCGUGUCGUGCAUUAUCAUCAAAUGCCGACUGCUCUGCGGCGCCUCGUUUCACAUGUGCAAAGAGGAUGAACACAUUCUGCUGUGUCCUAAUGAGAAAGUUCCCUGCCUUAACGCCAACUACGGCUGCCCUGUCACCAUGUGUCGCUCGAGGCUGGCCAAACAUCUGGAGGUGUGUCCUGCUAGCAUGGUGUUCUGCUCGAUGGAGUGGCUCCGCUGGCCCGUCGAGGACAUAAAGUCGCCUCUGAUUGAAAAUCUUAUAAUGGACACUAAUGAGAAUCAAGCUCUAGACCUGUCCAUGUCUCUCAGGGAUCAAAAGCUGUUGUGUAGCAGGUUGAACAUGAGGAGCUUUUUUCCUCAGUUGAUGCAGGAACCAGAGGAACCUAUUCCACAAGAGGAAGAGAUAGAAGAGGCAGCCGGGGGUGAAUCGGUUGUUAAUGGAGAACUUGAUAACUGCACAAUAAGUAAGGUCUCAGUAAACGAUCCCCCUAAAGGUGAUCCCAAGGAUCUAACAGUCAAUAAAGAGAAGUAUGAUCUAUUUGAGAAGAUGUUCAGCAAGGAGAUGGGGGGCUGCAGGCAGGCUGAGAAGGAAGAAUCAAAAAACAAGACAGACAAAAAGGAAGCAUCUAAAGUUUCUACUAGCUUAGCUACCUCUGAGCAAGGAGUCAAUAAGGAGGCAGUGGAACCCAAAGUUGAAAGUAGAGAAGUUGCUUUUAAACCAAACAUCUCUCAAACUGGACUUGCUCCUUGGCAGGAAGGCGUCUUGGAAAGACUUGGUCAGGAAGUGAAUCUAAGAGAGUACAACAUGUACGUGGUUCACCACGGACGCAUGCUCCUCACCUUCGGACAGAUCGAAGCGUGCACUCCCAGAGAUAAAGACUUUGUUUACGGAAACCUUGAACCCAUACCGGUUCAGACGCUUCAUUCUUUUAACGUUCCCACAAGUUAUAGGUACAAACGCAUCCAAAUGAAAGAUCCUGCAGUCAGAGUAAAGACCGAGAACAAGAGCGUGGAUACCUCCGACCUGGGUGUGUCCGUGGAGGACGUCCUGAAGAUGGAUGAGAUGUUUGCGACCUUGCUAUGCGCCGCUGAGCUGGAGGUCAGAGGACACAAGAUCAGCGAGACCGUAGGAACCGACGGACUUUAUGUCGACAUCGCGACUCAGACGUACAACUUCCUAACAGCCCCGUUUCAGUAUGACGCCACCCUGACUGAUAUAACCCUACAAAAAGAGUUAAAACUUUAUCUCCAGCUCGAUACGGAAAGCGCAACUCUAAGGCACAACAAGUCCAGCUCGGCGUUCACCUUCAUGUGUGGACAUUUCUUCAGGAGAGACGAGUUUGGGUCUCAUUUUAAGAACGUACACUCAGAUAUCCAGUCCUGUUUGAACGGAUGGUUUGAGCAGAGGUGUCCGCUGGCUUACCUGGGCUGCACCUUCACUCACCGACGUCUCCAGCCGUCCACACACAGAGCCACGGUAUCGUACAACCAGGACCUGAGCAUCUUCACCCUCAGACCUGAAGUCUUCAUGUCUUCUAUAAGUGAUUCUCAAAUAAUCAGUGGUCAGAAAACCCAAGUCGGAUAUGAAGAUUCUUUGAGUAAUCUUCCAUUUGAGGUGCUCUGCCAUAUUGCCAGGUACCUGGACAGCUUCUCGCUCUCCCAGCUAGCCCUGGUGUCUAAACUGUUCCGAGAUGUUAGUGCAACGUUCCUUCACGAGAGAGGAAUGGUUGGGUUUAAAUGGAGGAAGAAGCAGUACUCACACGGGGGAGCCAAAUGGAAGUCAUCCAUAGUCUGGGAGUUCAGCAGUCUGUUCAGUAGAGUGGGCAGUUGGUGUAUCGAUGACACUCGGUCCAUGUCCGAGCACCUUAAGCGGUGCCCGUUUUAUCAGACAGAGCCCAAAACGAAGCCCUUCGCCCUGACCGGCAUGUGUGAAACCAGUGAAGACUCAAGAGUUAAGCAGAGGAAAAAAGUCCUCACACAGUUCUUCAGCCGGAGAUAGUGUUUGUUUAUAGCUACAUUUAAUUGUUUUAAAGUGUUUAGAAAAUAUAUUAAAAUGUACAUUGUGGACACAUUUUUUUAAAUGCAUCAUAUAUAAUAUAGAUAAAGAUGAUUUAAUGGAUAAGGUUGACCUGAAGGCUUGGAAUGUAAACUAAAUGUCCAUGAUUAUGUAAAAUGCUGCCACUUUGUAUUAUAUUAAA